AUGAAUCGCACCAUGGCCCAACAACAAUCUUUCGAAUACUAUCAAGUACCCCAGAUGUCUCAAUCGGGAGUCGCAAUGAGCCCCCCAGAACUCUCUCCCCUCUCCUUCUACGACACCCAGGGCGACUUCAGCGCCGACUCGGCCCCCUCCCGCGGUUCUCCCGUCUCUCCCGUCUUCCCCGCAUCCUCCUUCACCCUUCCCUCCGCCAACGACUGGCCCGCCUACUUCGAGAAGCCCACACUUUCCCCGGAUCUUGACGUCUUCUACGGCGAGGCCUUUGGCAGCCCCAUGUCCUUCCUGUCCUCUCAGAACCUCACUCUCAGCCCCACCGCCAACCCCGCCGACCUGAUGUCGGAGACCGUUACCUUUGGUCGUGAGGGUAUCAACGACACCCAGCCGCUGUUCCAGAGCCUCGACACUCCCGCCGCGAGACCCCAGCCCCAGCAGACACAGAAGUCGUCCCCAAAGAUCACGAGACCCUCCGCUCCUGCCACCACCACCAUCACCGCCCGCCCAGCCCAGCAGCGAUCCCAGCCCCAACAAACACAACAACAACAACAAACCCGAGCCUCCCCGAGGAAUAACGAGCUGAAGCGCAAGUCCUCCGCCUCUUCCGCCUCCUCCCGCUCCGCAUCCCCCGAGCCCCCCGCCAGGAGGACAAAGCACUCGGAGCCUUCCAAGAACCCGCACAACAUGAUUGAGAAGCGCUACCGCGUCAACAUCAACGAGAAGAUCAUCGCCCUCCGCGACGCCGUGCCCUCCCUGCGCUGCGUGGUCCAGCAGACCGAGAACCCCCAGGCCGCCGAGAGCGACGAGGCGUUCGACGUCGUCGAGGAGCUCGGCGGCCUCAUGCCCGCUAGGAAACUCAACAAGGCCACCAUCCUCAGCAAGGCCACCGAGUACAUUGUCCACUUGGAGAAGAAGAACGGCCAGCUGUGGAAGGAGAACCAGGAGCUGGAGAAGAGGCUCGCCGACGUCCAGCGCUGGCAGAGGAGUCAGACUGAGGCUGGACCUUUCUGGUCUUGA
Colletotrichum truncatum is the source of this 1026-nucleotide messenger RNA. Its product is annotated as helix-loop-helix DNA-binding domain-containing protein. Gene Ontology annotation, molecular function: protein dimerization activity. NCBI's taxonomy places the organism in Eukaryota, Fungi, Ascomycota, Sordariomycetes, Glomerellales, Glomerellaceae. The record is from RefSeq and is a predicted model, not a curated record.